CCCCAACGGUGGCCGUCGAUGGAGAGCUGUGCAGCAGGAGGGGUCCGGUAGUUGCUGGGACCAUGAAGUUUUGGCUAUGGGGAUACCUGGUAAGUUGUGUUGUUCUGCAGGCUGCCAAGGGGGAGGGCAGCCCAGCGGUGCCAGCCGCGGCGAUCGAUGGCGCUGGGCACUUGCCAGAAAGAUUGGCUGCAGGGUAACAAGCAGGGCCCAGGGAGCUGCUAAAGGGCGCCCUUCCCACCCAUCAAAGUCCACAGUCUUUGGGGGGUUGCCUAUCAUCCCCUGCCUGGAGAAGACCUGGGAUGGGAACGCCAGAUUUUGAUGAUCAGGGUUUCGAGUUUAGCCUCUCGGUUAAAGCCAGACAGUUUGUCACCAGGGAGGACCGCAAGACUUGUGCGGUUGGGCAGGGAUCUUGGAGAGAGGAGUGCUGGGUGUGUGUGUGUGUGAAGCUGCUGGAGUAGGGACCCCUCAGCAAUCAGGGUGGCAGGAGACAUUUCCAAUUCUAGCCCUGUGAAAACCAACCCUGCCAGGUGGGCUGGGGGCAUCAUCUCAAUACUGCAAACGGGAGAAAGGGGGCAAAAACCCCAGGUUCAAGGGAACCUGCUUGCUGCAGACUUGCACCUUUCAGAGAGGGGGUGUCCGCAGUGGCUCUAACAGCAGGUAGAAAACGAGGCUCGCUUGGCUCCCCUUUGGGUGCGCGGGACCGAGGACGCUGCUCGGGUGGCCUGAACCUGAGGAUGUGGGAAAAAUCUUGCGCAUAUUCCCAAGUUAGACCGCCCUGGACUUUGGACACCCUGGAGAGAAACCAAAUUAGCAAAGCACGAAGGAAUGGAAGGGGCUGAUAAGGCAUCUGUCAACGCUGCAGGCUUAGAGGGCUGAUCCUUUUCCUGUUAGUGUGGGGAUUCCUGGACCCAGCCCUGCCUGCCCCCGCCCGGCCCGUGUGCGACCAGAGCGUCAUGAACAAGUUCAUCCAAGACGCCAGCAAGAUGGAGAACGAAAUUGUGGAACUUUGCGAGGAUUCCUGCGACUUGCCGGAACACGUGACGGUGACGGACACGAGGGUGCAUUUUCCUGACUGGAGAGCAAUGAAUAGGUCCAGGCAGGCCUUGGAGGUGUGGCAGGGCCAGGCCCUCCUUUCCGUGGCCAUCGGCCAAAUCAAAACCCAGCAGCCGAGGAUGCGGCCCUUCCUGCGCCAGCUGGAGGUGAUGGAGAGCGGCCUCCGGAGCAUCCGGGAGAUCCUGCGCCGGCACAAUGCCCAGGCAGAUCCCCAGGAUGAGGCGUCCCCCCGGACUUUGAGUGUGCAAACUGUGAAAAAACUGUUCAGCGUUUACUCGAGUUUCCUCCGCGGAAAGGUCAACCUGUUCAUCGCCAGCGGGUGCCAGGGGAAUGGCAGGUGAUGGGGAAGGGCUGCUUCCAGGCCACUCUGCAUGCCUCCCCAUGGUGGGGGGAUGCCCUUUGGAGGCCAGCUGACGGGGGUCCGCUUGCUUUAUCGGCUGCUUGAAGGACACAUUCGCACACGCGCCCGGCACCCGGCUCAGCCUGUGCAGAUGGCGAUUCUCUGUUCCAUGCUCUUGCUGGAUUGGGCAGCUGAGGAGCCGCCGAAAGUCACUUCUGCACGCUUCUAGGUGCCCCCUGACUCUGGGACCCAGUGCGCGUCCUGGCUGGCCCUGCACUGCGCGGGAGCAGAGGGGCCGGGCCGGGCCAGCCUCGGAGGGCCGCCUUCUCCAGGGAGACAGUGGCAGGGGAGGCUGCUCUGCUCCAGGGAGUCAGGCCACUUUUGCCACCAGCAUCCAAGCAAAGGGGAAGAGACCAGUGCUGAAAAAUUGGAUUUCCCCAAAGCAGUUGCUCCGCGGGGGGUGUCAGUGGAUGUGCCUGUGUUGACGCUCAAAAUCUGCACCCCCCAGUCUGUGGCUCACGCAGCUGAGAUUCUUCCCAGACGCUUACAGAUGUGAGUGAGGAUCCAGAGUCAGGUUCUGGGAAUUCCCAACUUCCCAAAACGGGAAAAAAAAAUGGCUGGGGAAAGGUUGGGUCUGGGGAGGGGGCACUGCUUGUGACCUAGAUCUGCACAAAGUUAGUGGGAAGCCGUGGGGACGUUUUUGCCUUUGCUUGAAAGGGGAGGGGUGUCUGGGGAGGGCAUCUUCUGCCAACGGCUGGGCGGAAGCCGCUCUUUCGAGCAGAAAUCCUUGCACACUUGCACACGGGGAGGCGGCCUUGGCCUGAGUGGGACCUACUAUUGCCUACGCAGGGCCCGCUUGCGUGGCGGUGAUGAGGACUGGACGGACCAGCUGGGAAUCGAGGUUAUGCGAGACGUGGCAUUAUGACCAUGCCUGGCAGAUGUCAGUCAGAUCAUGGCUGGCUUGGGAAAUUCAGCUCUGGAACAUUUUAACUUAAAAUCCUACGCUUUAAAGGUUCAACAUUUAUUGGCGGAACGCUUCCUGAAUCAACGAGAGAUAAGUGCAUUUCAGAAGGAUGGAACCCCCUCUUCUUCCCACCUACCAAAUGUGAAAAAGGGACGCCAACAUGAGUGAUUGACAGCUGCCAGGCAGCGCAUCAGGUCUGCUGACUCUGGUGCGGUUAAUCGGCUUCUGCCCAGCCGAAGCUACCUUAAAGAACUGCCAGGAUCGGGUCUGCUGUAAACAUAUGUAUAGUUUUGCUCGAAGGGACGUCUUGAGAGUUUAUAUUUGAUACUAAGUUAAACAUGUACAGUUUUCUGAAUAUUUAUCGUGUUUAUUUCGGAGAGCAGCUGGUUUGUAAAUUGGUUCCCAGAAAUGAAAACUCCCUGAAGGGUGGGAUUUUGGCAGGGGGCGCGUGGUGGUUCUCGUGGAUCUUGAUUAAAAGCUGCAAUGCUUCCCUGAACAA
Molecule: messenger RNA, 2856 nt
Organism: Candoia aspera
Lineage: Eukaryota; Metazoa; Chordata; Lepidosauria; Squamata; Candoiidae
Gene: EPO
Product: erythropoietin
Exons: 5
Coding region: 954-1394 (146 amino acids)
Cellular component (GO): extracellular region
Molecular function (GO): cytokine activity; hormone activity; erythropoietin receptor binding
Source: RefSeq, a predicted model, not a curated record